Messenger RNA from Osmerus eperlanus (European smelt), 2536 nucleotides. It is a transcript of the gene tdp1, whose product is annotated as tyrosyl-DNA phosphodiesterase 1. Gene Ontology annotation, cellular component: nucleus. The record is from RefSeq and is a predicted model, not a curated record. The transcript has 15 exons. Gene Ontology annotation, biological process: DNA repair. Lineage: Eukaryota; Metazoa; Chordata; Actinopteri; Osmeriformes; Osmeridae. Gene Ontology annotation, molecular function: 3'-tyrosyl-DNA phosphodiesterase activity; single-stranded DNA binding; double-stranded DNA binding. The coding region runs from base 203 to 2089 and encodes 628 amino acids.
CAUCUCUGGUCAAAACACGAGUAUCCUGUUCUCGUAAUACGGCGAAGUAUGCUAUAUUACAAGUUUUUCCUGUCCAACAUACCCCAUACUAAUCAACCUAUUGUACACUCAGAACGUCCUGGAUUGAUUGCAUUUAUUGUUCUGAUUUUGCAAGGAAGUGUGCCGGUUAAAAUCGGAGCACUUUCAUCUGCAGGAUUGCAACAUGUCAAAGGUAAGCUUGCAUGGCAAGUGGUCCCUCUCCAGCAGUGAUGAUGAUAAUGAUGAAGAUUCAAAACCCACAAACAGUAAUUCACCUGGACAGACCAAAACUCACAACUCUAACUCCAACACCAAUAAGCUUGAUCCCUACCUCGUUUCUGAACCGGUAUCAGGCUUGGACCCUGACCCAGCAAUAGUAGUGGAGGUGAAACCAGAACCAGUUCCAGUUCAGGUCCGGCCUACCUCUGCUAUCUCUCUCUCUAUUGGCUCUGAGGCUAGACAGGUAGCCCAGGUCAGCCAAUUGAACCCUGUGAAACAUGGACGCCUCCCAUCUUUGGCUGGCAAGAGGAAGAAGGAGGCAGAUGAUUCUGGCUGGGCCCUCUCCGACAGCGAUGAUGAUGAUGAUGCAGAGAAGCCGAAAGCUUUGACUUCAGGCCUGAAAGACCCUCCAAAGAAGUCGACUCUGGGCCCAACCCCGAACCCCAAGAGGGUGAAGGUUGAAAACGACCAGCCUCCUAGCCCCCACGGGCGGACAUACUACAUCGAUGAGCCGGACGAUUUCUUUGAGACCAGCUUUCCUCCUGCCAAUGACACAUACCGCUUCUACCUCAACAAAGUCACAGGGCUGGAUAAGAAAUACAACACUGGGGCUCUGCACAUCAAAGAGAUCCUCUCGCCAUUAUUUGGAACCCUGAAGGAAUCUGUCCAGUUUAACUACUGUUUUGACAUCGCAUGGAUGGUCCAGCAGUACCCACCAGAGUUUCGAGACAAGCCUGUCCUGAUUGUCCAUGGGGACAAAAGAGAGGCCAAAGCUCGUCUCCUCCAGCAGGCCCAGCCCUAUACACACGUCCACUUCUGUCAGGCCAAACUGGAUAUUGCUUUUGGAACACACCACACGAAGAUGAUGUUGCUGUGGUAUGAGGAAGGUUUCAGGGUUGUCAUCCUCACCUCCAACCUCAUCAGAGCAGACUGGUACCAGAAGACACAGGGGAUGUGGAUGAGCCCCCUCUAUCCACAGUUACCGGCUGGGAGCCCAGAGACAUCGGGGGAGUCACCCACCAUGUUCAAACGUGACCUACAGGAGUACCUGUCGGCCUAUCAUGCCCCUGAACUCUCUGAUUGGCUGCAGAGGAUCAAGAAGCAUGACCUAUCAGAGACCAGAGUGUACCUGAUUGGCUCGGCUCCAGGCAGAUAUUUGGGAUCAGACAUGGAGAGGUGGGGUCACCUCAGGCUAAGAAAGCUACUGCAUGAUCACACACAACCCAUCCCCAGUGAAGAAAAGUGGCCUGUCAUCGGUCAGUUCUCCAGCAUCGGCUCUAUGGGAUUGGACAAGACCAAAUGGUUGGCGGGGGAAUUCCAGCGCACCCUGACCACCUUGGGCAAGUCGUCGCACAGGCUUGAUCCACCUGUACACUUGGUAUACCCUUCAGUGGAGGAUGUGAGGACCAGUCUGGAAGGCUACCCGGCGGGGGGCUCUCUACCCUACAGCAUCCAGACGGCUCAGAAACAGCUCUGGCUCCACUCUUACUUCCACCGUUGGCAAGCUGAGGCAUCAGGGCGGAGUCACGCCAUGCCACACAUCAAAACCUACAUGAGGGCAUCACCAGACUUCACACAGCUAGCUUGGUUCCUGGUCACAAGUGCUAACCUGUCCAAAGCUGCCUGGGGUGCCUUAGAGAAGAACAACACUCAGAUGAUGGUGCGCUCCUAUGAGCUGGGAGUACUGUACCUUCCCUCUGCCUUUGGUGUCAUCUCUGGGGUCUCCAUCACCCCUGUAGUGAAGGGAGCAGACACCACCAGCUACUGCUUAUCAGAGGCCAGAAGGGGUGACCCAUUACAGGAGCAUAGGAGGAGCUGGACUAAGAGACAACUACAUCUAGAGACACAUUGAGUCUGUGUGUCUGGAUCUCUUUUCUUGUUGCGGCUCUCAGUGCCCCGCUUGCAUAUCUCUAGACUUUUCAAGGUCGCUGCCAAUCUCUCUCUCUUUCUCUCCCUGUCACAAAAAGAAACUGCAGAUUAUUGUGGAAUUUUCCUCAACUUUCUACUAAACUGUCUACCCAUAUCCAUCCAUUUAUCUGUCAUCUUGAUCAGCCCCCAUCUCUCUAGAUAUGAGGAACUUCUGCACUAAUGUCUGCACAGGAAUUACACUGAAUAACAAGAUUGCUGUAGUCAACAGUCUGUCUAGCUGAAUGUCUCUUAGCUAAAGAUUCUGGCUGUUGUUUUCUGGGAGUAACUUUCUGUGUUGUUUGUGCUGUUUCUGGUGUAACUUCAUAUACAAUGAUAGCCACUAGAAGUUUCUUUGACUUAAAGAAAUUAGUUAUUGUGUGCAUGUGCGCAU